Molecule: messenger RNA, 827 nt
Organism: Macroventuria anomochaeta
Lineage: Eukaryota; Fungi; Ascomycota; Dothideomycetes; Pleosporales; Didymellaceae
Exons: 2
Coding region: 58-726 (222 amino acids)
Source: RefSeq, a predicted model, not a curated record
CAAACAUCUGCACUCCACAGGCAAUCCUCUCUUUGCUCCACAAACCACCAGUAAAAGAUGUCCGGGCCUGUUACUGAGAUCGCGUACGUGCCUAUCAAGAAAAGUGUGGAUCUGGAGUCCGGUGAAGGCAAGAGCGUAUUGGACGAAACGCUGAAAACUAUUGCCAGCCAGAAAGGUUGCAAACGCUUAUCAUGGGGCACUCAAAUUGAGACUCCGAGCAUUGUACAGAUGGCCAUUGACUGGGAGUCCCUCGAUGCACAUAGGGCUUUCAUCGCCUCGGACGCAUACGGGCCAUUCUUGGACCGCCUAGCCACAAUCCUAGACGGCUCACCUCACUUCUUCCACAUCAAGCUCCCCGUCCCGUCCCAGGAAUCAGGAACACCUUCCUUCGACGCCCCAGUGACCGAGUGCGUCUCUUUAUACUUCGAUCCCUCCCUCGACGAGGCUACCUACAACAAGAGCUUCUCCACCUUCGUUGCCGAAGCAGGCAAAGUCCAGGGCUCUGGAGCAACAGGUCUGGUCGGCGGCUGGGGCGUAGAGACACAUAAGGUCGACCGUGGGGAGGACGAGAAGAAAUUCUUCGGUGCUUUCGUUGGAUGGCCAAGUGUGGAGAGCCAUAUGGAGCUCUGGAAGAAGGAGGAGUUUCGGAAGGUUGUUGAAAAUCUGAAAGAGGGGGUCGAGAAGAUCAAGAUGCAUCAUGUCGCUUUCAAGAGGUUUGAGGUGUAGAUGUAUGGGGUCGUUUUGGAUAUCAGCGAUGACCUGGAUCUGUGAGGCUGCGAGUGUGUGCCGAUUUGGUCGGAGUCAUCAAUUUUCGCCUUGAAUUCGAG